Molecule: messenger RNA, 3676 nt
Organism: Linum trigynum
Lineage: Eukaryota; Viridiplantae; Streptophyta; Magnoliopsida; Malpighiales; Linaceae
Source: the annotation of a GenBank genome assembly
UUCUAUGAAAAACUCCAAGAAGUUCUGAUGUAGAAGUACUGUGUUAGGGAUUUUUUUGGGUCUGUCGCCUUUUCAAAUUUGUCAAUAAAAAGUAAUUUGGUUUCUAUCACUGUUGAAUAAUUUCAAGUCCAUUAUCUAACAAGUAAUUUGCCUAUGCAUAAAUUAUCUGAGUUCUUGAAUGAGCUAUUUGGAACCAUAUCCCUCAUUUAUACAAUUCUUGAUCCAAACACCCCAAAAAUGUUAGUUCAAUAUUAGCGCAAAAUCAAUAUUUUUAGAUCACAGGAAAAUGCAGUUACCAUAUAAAAUUAAAAUUAAUGAUACAUUUGAAUGUUGGACAUUUCUCUUGCAACGUUUUUUCGUGUUAUAUUUGUCAUUCCGAAGAUAUUUCACUAUAUUGCCAGAGUGGUGAAAGAUUUGAUCAUGAGUAAUUAUUUUGCCUAUAAUUUAAGUAGGCUAACCGGCCAAGAAUAUGAUGAUCAGAAGUCAGAAUAAGAACAGCCGAAUUGGCACCGCCAGCGCAACAUAUGCACACCCACAUAGAAUAAUUGAGGGCAACCUCGUCAUCCAAAAGAGAAAAUUAGAAACUUCAAUGAUGUAAAAUUGUGAACUAAAAAAAAAAGUCGGGGAAUCUAGCUUUCCUUCCUUGUUCCUUCCUCCCACCAGCAGCAGACUUCCAGAUCCAAGCUUUUCCUUUUUAGAUUAGAUUACACCUCUCUGCGAGAGGAACACGGGCUUUUGUUUUGUUUGUUUGCACCCUCUGUUCACCUCAUUACCAGAAAGUUCUUAAUUUUUGUCUCCCGCCUGUUUGGGUUAUCCGAUUCCUUCAUCAUCAUCAUCAUCAUCAAUCAAAACCGCAGAAGUCAGAUCUUUUUCACUGGCUGACAGAAAGGAAAUUCCCAGAUACCUCAAAAGAAGCUGGCUCCCCAAACCCAUCAAUAUAAAUACUAAAUACCCUUUUCUUUGGAGAUCUGCUGUUGUCUGUUUCUUGUAAUCAAAGGUAAGGUUGGCCUAGUUUAUCUAACUUGAGUGUCUAUUUUGUUCAUGAUUCUGGGUUUUCUUUCAAGAUGGAAACUUUGUUUUCCUUGAUUUGUAUAGAUGAUCCUUACUCUGCUACUACAUGCACCUAAAGGGUUGUGUUUGGAUCCAAUUGAUUAUCUAAUCUUGGUCAUGAUCCGAUUUCAUUUACUUGCAGUUUCGAUUAGAUUGAAGUGGUAGAUAGGACUCUGUAUCAGACUGAUAUGUUAGGGGGUAACAGGAGUUGUCAGUUACUGUUUAAUCUGUUGCCAGUCUUAGAAGUAGUAAGUAGUAACACUCAACUCUCACUGUUAACCUUGUUUGGGAAGGAAAUUCUCUCCUUUAGUGGUAUUUUUGCUAACUUCUAGAUUUUAAUAGCUUUGUUGUAAUUGCUGUGAACCUCUGAUGUUAGAAGUAGAAUUGGAAGCAGGAUCACCGCUCUCAUGGGCUGUUGAAUCUGCUUUUUGAAAUCAACACAUGAAAGCGGUGUGCAUGAUUGAUAGCUUCCCUUCUUGCUUGCUUUCUUAGGUCUAUGAGUUCAGUUAGUCAAGAUUCAAGUGGUUCUAAAAGCUGAAGGAGCUGCGGAUGGUAACUGUAGAUGUUCCACUUUGUAGGAUUUCGCCUUAAUGGUUUGUAAAUGAUAUCCUUAAUUUACUGUUCGAUUGUUGUUUGAAUUGUCGUCUCACUUAAUACUGGAAACGGAUGAUUGUCUUUUUCUUUGCUCUGUGAAUAUUUAUACCUAUGAUCAUGUGUAGAGCUGAUCUAAUCGGAUGUUCUGGUUGCUAAUGUUAUGUUUGUGGUACAACGGGUAGACCUUGUUCUUCACCAGUUUGUGGUCUGAUCAGAGAAGUAAAUGGUCUGGUCCGGGAUAGAACGGAUAAAAAUUCAUAGGGAAAUUGAAGACCAGAAUUUGAUUGAAAGCAUGCUUGGUCCGCUUUAGUUCAGUCCUAUCUUGAUUCGUUCCACUUUUUUUCUUUACUUUUAGAAAUAUCCACCAAAUCGAAACCAAAUUGAAUUUAUGCAAUCCGGUCUGUGUGAUCCUUAUCUCUUUACAUGCAGAUUAGAACUUGCUCAUUUACUUAUCUUCUCUGAAUGCAGGGCCAUUUGUUCAUACAGUCACACUGAGCUUCACUGCAUUUGGAAAUGGACCAGCAAGGACACGGGCAGCCUCCAUCUAGCUCUGCCGGCCAAAUGUCUUAUGCUCCAAACCCAUACAACCCGAACCAAAUCCCGGUUUCUCAAACCACUGGCCAAUUAGCUACUUCCACAGCUCAACCCUCAGGCUCUCAGCUCGCUCAACAUCAAAUGGCCUACCAGCAAAUCUACCACCAACAGCAGCUACAGCUCCAACAACAACUCCAGUCCUUCUGGUCGAACCAGUACCAAGAGAUCGAAAAAGUCACCGACUUCAAAAACCACAGCCUUCCCUUAGCAAGAAUUAAAAAAAUCAUGAAAGCCGAUGAGGACGUGAGGAUGAUCUCUGCCGAGGCUCCAGUAGUCUUCGCUAGAGCAUGCGAGAUGUUCAUACUCGAGCUCACCUUGCGAGCGUGGAACCACACAGAGGAGAACAAGAGAAGGACGCUACAGAAGAACGACAUAGCUGCAGCAAUCACGAGGACUGAUAUUUUCGAUUUCUUGGUCGAUAUUGUUCCUAGAGAGGAUUUGAAAGACGAGGUUCUUAGUUCAAUCCCCCGAGGGACAGUGCCUGUUGGUGGCCCUGGCGACGGGAUGCCUUACUGGGCACAACAUCAAGUUGGUGCUCCCGGGAUGAUUAUGGGGAAGCCGAUGAUGGAUCCUUCAGCGAUGUAUGCUCAGCAAGGGAUUCCAUAUAUGGGGCAGCCCAUGUGGCCACAGCAGCAGCAGCAAGGGUUCGACCAGCAGCACCAGCAUGAAUCGUCUUCUGAUCAGCAGUAACUAUGCAUGCCAUGGAAGCUAAUAAGUGUAAGUUUCUUAAUUUGACCAACCAAUAUGAUUGUCUGUAUAGAGGCUGCCAUGCCAUGGAUCAUCCGAAUCGAAUCUCAUUGUGUUCUUUCUCCUGUCAUGUUUCAGCAUCAAUUGCUAAUCGUUGUGUAUUAUAGCAAUGUUAUGAUAGAAGAGCGGUGUAGCAAGGAACCAGUAGGAGCAGGUGAGAACAAAUCUUCAAGAGAAGUCUGGUGAAUGAUCGUCGUUUCUGGAAGAAGAAGAACAAACAGUAGUGGGAUGUUUAGUUGCAGGUGUGUAACAGUGUAAAUAUAGUAUUGCUAGUACUUGGAGGAAUAUCUCUUAGUAGUCGCCUGAACCAGCUAUGUCCUGCACUCCUGCUUCACUCGACUUGGUUGCUUUAGUUUCUUGCUUCUUUCGAAUCAUGUGUAAUACAACUACUAUAUGUCCUCUACAACUUGCCUAUCAGAUUUCAUGUUAGUUGUUGAACCACCUCUGACAGUCAUGCGGCCUGCCCAACUCAUUUUCCAGAUACUUGUUGCUGGCCAUUUUCAAUACCAAAUUUAGGAUCACUGCUUAAUUUUCCUAUUCUCUCCUAUUUGGCCCCUGCUGCUGAAGCAUGAACAGUCUCUUACGGACCUUGGACAUGUUCCAGCUGUGAAGCAAGCAGAGGCGCUUCAGUCUCAUGAAAAAUGCAAGAAUUUUGGUAAACCCUUAUGGGAAAUGAACUCAUUAAGCAGCU